This is a messenger RNA of Notolabrus celidotus (New Zealand spotty), 3688 nucleotides long. Its product is annotated as histone deacetylase 7-like. Gene Ontology annotation, molecular function: histone deacetylase activity. NCBI's taxonomy places the organism in Eukaryota, Metazoa, Chordata, Actinopteri, Labriformes, Labridae. Bases 489 to 3320 code for a protein of 943 amino acids. The record is from RefSeq and is a predicted model, not a curated record. Gene Ontology annotation, biological process: negative regulation of transcription by RNA polymerase II; chromatin organization. The transcript has 25 exons. Gene Ontology annotation, cellular component: histone deacetylase complex.
CACACCACCACCAGCAGCAGCAGCAGCACACACACACUCACACUCACUCACACACACACACACACACACACACACGGAUGAGAGACUCGGGCAGCUUUUAUCAGCGGUGGUUUCACUGCCGAUAGUUAACUUCAGAGAGGAGGAGACAGAGAAGUGGAAGUUGCUUUCGGUGACGGAGGACAGUCUUUCUCUGACAUUUUUCUGGAAGUGUUGGGUUGAACUUGCUACAGAUAUCUCAGGAGGUUUUAUAACUUCCUUCAGAAUUCAGAAGACGAGCCUUUGAACUGACACAAAGUACAGCCGGUUUCGACUGAAACCAGUCCACAUGAGACGUGCAGAAGUCGCACCAGGGUUUUUUUUUUUUAUCUGACUUCGCUGUUUCUGCCCUGAACCUGGCUGCUCGCAGGUAGAACAUGCUUCACUUUUGAACUCCUAAAGUGGAUGCCAACUUCAGAAAUCAAGUUUCAUCACCCAUACAUGGACACCCUAUGGACCUAAGUGUGACCCAGAGGUUGUUACAUCUAGGCUCAGAUUCGGCCAUGCUGGCCCCCCAACCCCCCUUCUUCCUGGGUCACCUCACCUCUCAGCAUUGCACCUUGUUUUCCCAGCAGCACUUGCAGUAUAACAUUGAGCAAAGGCAAAGAGAGAUGGAGGAGGAAGAGAAAAGAGAAGAGCUACAACAGCUGAUACGAAAAAGAAAACCUGCGCCGAGUGCCGUUGCCAGUCCCAUGGUGAGGCAGAAACUUCGGGAACACUUAAUUAUGAAGAGUCAGUCCUCACAUGACAGGGUUACUCCCACCCACAGCAGCCCAACACAAGGAUACAGGCUCCCAAUACCCGACAUGUCCCCAAAUCCUCAGGCGUCCCCCGAUGACCAGCGUAAAGAUCUGGGUCUGCGCAGGACAUACUCUGAGCCCAUUCUGAAGUGGAAGAUAAAGAAGCUCAUCAGUUCAAGGCCAAACCCACUGCUCCGAAAAAUCAGCGCCCCUCCUGAGGUCAAGCACAGGACAGAAACUCUGGACUCCUCGAACAGCAGCAGCAGCAACCCAGCGUCAGGAUGCAGCUCCCCCAAUGACAGCCUCCAGUCAGACAACGGAGUCCUCCCACUGAACCAUGAAGCACAAAGGUUGAUUCUGAAGGAUGGUAGUUUGGCUCAUUUCACUGUGCCUCCCAACUCUACUGCAAUGCCAAACAUCACAGCUGGACUUCCUGCACAGGCUGAAAUGCGGUUAGCGAGGCCGUAUGCUGUAUCUGCUCUGCAUCAGGUCUACCUGCCUCUGGAAGGAAGCAGUCCAGGUCUGGCGCAGCGCCUACAGCCGGUGUUCAUACUGGAGCCACAUACUGGAAUGGUGCAUUCGCAGUUUGUCUCGCUUCAUGGCAUGAGCUCUGUUCCUCUGCAGCACCCCCAGCAGUCUCACCUGUCCAGAAGAGAAGGCGUAGUGCCUUUGUCUUCCCACAGACCUCUGGAGCGAACACGCUCAGAGCCUCCACCCUACAGCCACUCUCCACUCUCCACUCUGCAUGCAAGCCAUCAGACACACAUCCACUCCCAGUUGCCUCAGCAAUACACACGGGGGUUGGAGAGGUUCAAGCAGAACGCACCCCUGAGAAAGAUCCCAUCAGAGGACAUGGACCUGGAGGAGAUUGGAUCAGAAUUUGGUUCAGGGUCUGGGUCCGUCUGUGGCUCAGAGCCGGGCUCAGUGGGUGAGGAAGGUCACCGCAGGAGACAGAGCACAGCCAGCACAGACUCUGUUUACGACACAGAGUCCAAUACCUCCUCAAGGGAGAGCUUGAUCGAGCCUCCACACUCCCUCAAUCAGAGGCAGGUGAUCCUCAGACAGGGUCACCACCUAGACCACCUGGGUGUGCCUGGCGUAAUUUGGCCGCACCAACCUCUGGUUCGGACCCAGUCCUCCCCAGCCUCCACAUCUCUGCCUCCUACUCCACACCCGCCCACUGCCGUGCCUUCCCUGUCACUGUCCAGCCCUCCUGCAGACGUCCAGCUCCGCUACACCACAGGUCUGGUUUAUGACGCUCAGAUGCAGAAGCACCAGUGUACCUGUGGGGACAACAGCCGUCACCCUGAGCAUGCUGGAAGGGUCCAAAGCAUCUGGUCUAGACUGCAAGAAAGAGGCCUGAGGAGCCAGUGUGAGCGUAUCCGUAGCAGAAAGGCAACUCUGGAAGAGCUGCAGUCAGUACAUUCAGAGAAGCAUGUUCUCCUGUUCGGUACCAACCCGCUCAACCGCCUCAAGCUGGACAACCGCAAGCUGACCGGAAUCUUAUCUCAGAGAGUCUUUGUGAUGUUACCAUGUGGAGGGGUUGGGGUCGAUAUUGAUACAGUCUGGAAUGAGCUCCACACAUCAACUGCUUCCCGUAUCGCUGCAGGAUGCGUCACAGACCUGGCACUGAAGGUGGCACAGGGAGAGUUGAAGAAUGGUUUUGCAGUGGUGAGGCCCCCUGGACAUCAUGCAAGCCACUCCUCCCCUCUGGGCUUCUGUUUCUUCAACUCUGUGGCCAUCGCUGCCAAACAGCUCCAACACAAACUCAACGUUAGCAAGAUCCUCAUUGUUGACUGGGAUGUUCACCAUGGCAACGGCACCCAGGAAGCCUUCUACAAUGAUCCAAGUGUGCUGUACAUCUCUCUUCACCGCUUUGACGACUGCAACUUCUUUCCCGGUAGUGGACAUCCCAGCGAGGUGGGUGAGGAUGCAGGCAAGGGCUUCAAUGUGAACGUAGGAUGGACUGGUGAUUUGAACCCCCCUAUGGGUGAUGCAGAGUACCUGGCUGCAUUCAGAGCCGUGGUGAUGCCCAUCGCCCACGAGUUCUCCCCCGAUGUGGUGCUGGUGUCGGCUGGCUUCGAUGCUGUUGAGGGACACUCGUCAUCCCUGGGUGGCUACAAGGUCACGGCAAAGUGUUUUGGCUUCCUGACUCGUCAGCUCAUGUCACUGGCUGGAGGACGAGUGGUCAUGGCUCUAGAGGGAGGACACGAUCUAAAGGCCAUCUGCGACGCCUCUGAAGCCUGCGUCAGCGCCCUGCUUGGCAUGGAGGUGGAGCCUCUGUCGCAGUCCGUGUUGGACCAGAAGCCGUGUGAGAACGCUGUCAAAACACUGCAGAGAGUCAUCCAGGUUCAAGGUGAGUACUGGCAGAGUGUGAAGGACUCAGCCGCCACAGUGGAUCUUUCCUACCUGCAGGCGCAGAGAAGGCGGCUGAGACGGGACUCGGACAGUGAGGCCGUCAGCGCCCUCGCCUCGCUGUCCAUGGGAGCCAUCAGCCCAGACAGGAAACAGACCGAAAAACUGACGAAGAAAGCCUCUCUCUGAAGACAGAAUCAUCACCUGACAGCUGCCUUCAACCAAGCCUCAGUGGAAACACACACACACACACACACACACACACACACACACACACACACACACAUAAAGCUUUGCGUUUGGACCAUCACUGGAAGCAGACGUCCACCUCAGUUUGACCACUGUAUUCAUCACCUCAUAAAAAAAAAAUCUCCUCCACCUGCAUGACUACUGGCUGCAGUCUGACCACUCUGAUUCAAACACACACACUGAGCUGAACAUUCACCUGAGCUACACACAUUCUCACACACCUCUCCAGGCUCUUCUUGGAGGGGGUAUCUGUAAUUGAACUGAGAAACAUAAGUAUAAAUACGACCACCAGAGGCUGAUUAAAUGAA